GCUUCUAAUUACGAUUACGAACGGCCGGAUUGCUCUUUAAUUACGCGCAUAUCCAGAGUGCACGAUGUAAUAACUUUACAGAGUGCGCUUUUCAAAACGUAUAUUCAAGUGUAGUAGGUAAGAAUCGACGCAUACAGGCGCACUCAAUCUCAGUGUAGAUUAGUUCGUCUGGUUGGACGGUAUAUUUUUUUAUCUGGAAAAUGCGCGAGCAUCUCAUUUCAAGCUGACUUUGUUUAGUUCGUCGCGCGGGAAGCUGCUGGCCGGUUGAAGAUUGAUAGCUAUGACUGAUUAUUUAUAUUAAAAAAAAGAGUGACUUAGUACGCGAGUGUUUAAAAGAAAUAAAAUCGCAAUGGAAUCGGCGGGAAUUAUUUCAGACUUGUUUCCCGAGUAUGUAGUUAGUUUUGUGGAUGAACUGGAUGAGCAUCCUUGGUUGUUCGCGUCCCUGGCGUCAAUUCUAGUGGGUCUGAGUGGUAUUCUGCCUCUUUUCAUCAUCCCGAUCGACGAGACAGCCUCUUUCAAGGAUGGAUCUGGCGCAGCUACACUGCGGAUACUGCUGAGCUUCGCAGUGGGCGGGCUGCUGGGAGAUGUGUUCCUACAUCUGCUGCCGGAGGCGUGGCAGCACGACUUCGCUUCUACGAAAGAAGGCGAACACGUAUCAAUGAAAUGCGGCCUCUGGUGUCUCUUCGGCAUGCUGGUGUUCAUCGUCGUGGAGAAGCUCUUCGCGGCCUCCGAGGAAGAGGAAGAACCUAAACAGAACGGCUCCAUCAAGCAGAUAGAGAUAGAGGAGAUAGACAAGCUGCUGACGGCGGAGAAGAGGAAGCGGGGGACGUCCGAGGGGGAGGGGAUCUGUGGGGGGAACGGGAUGGUUACGGCUAAGCAGCUGUAUGAUUCCUGUGUGUUUAAUAAUAAUACUAAAGGAGAAGGCGGGUGCUGCAGUAGCGGUUCAAUAGCUAACGGCUCGCCACAGCGGUGCGGGAAAGGCAACCGAUGGAUGGGGCGGUGCCUUCUACGAGAAGCCAGGGAGAAAGCACUAGCAGCUGCCAAGGAGAAACCUGAGAGAAAAGACGUGGCGGGUUACCUGAACCUGAUGGCUAACUCCAUCGACAACUUCACACACGGGCUGGCGGUCGGCGGCUCCUUCCUUGUAGGCUUCCGAGUCGGCCUGCUCACUACCUUCGCUAUCCUAGUACACGAGAUUCCGCAUGAGGUGGGUGACUUCGCCAUCCUACUGAAGAGCGGGUUCUCGCGCUGGGAGGCAGCUAAGGCUCAAUUGGCGACGGCGUCAGCUGGUCUGAUCGGAGCCAUGACAGCCGUAAUAUUCAGCGGAGCCAGGAAUGCUAUUGAGGCAAAAACAUCCUGGAUAGUCCCGUUCACGGCGGGUGGGUUCCUCCACAUAGCGCUGGUGACCGUGCUGCCAGACCUGCUGCGAGAGGAGGACAAGUGGGAGUCGCUCAAACACCUCGCUGCACUGGUUGCCGGCAUCGUGGUCAUGGCCGUCAUGACGCAUUACUUUGGAUAGGCAUCCAGGCUAGGAUAGGGCCCCUAGGCACUUAUACUCUGUACCUUUAGGUAUUUAAAUAAAAGUAAACAAAAUCUACCCUCAAAUGGCUCCAAGCCAGUUAAGGGUAGAUGAAAACAUUACAUGAUCAAAUAAUGUAGGUUAGGUUGUUCAGUGACAGAUCCAGGCGGUUUUGUAUUUGGUGGGUUAACCAGUAACUGUUAUAACUACCCGAAAAUGUACAAAUUGUUUACUUUUAUUUAAAUACCUAAAGAUACAGACUAGUAUGGAACCCCCUUUACCACCUGAAAACUGUUGCUAGGUUAUUUGGGACCCUAAGGUUCGGGCCUUGUGGGCCUAGGGGUAAUCCGGUAGGUGUCUGGAAGUAGGGAGUCCCAGCAGUGGACUCCAUGCUCGUAAAUUAUUAUGAGCUCCGAAUAUUAUGAACAACCUUAAUCUGGAUAUUUUUAAAUAUUCUAAGUAUAUAAUGCAGUGACUACAAAAUUGAUGCCUCAACAUCAAUUACGUUGUAAGUAUGUCUAAUUGCAUACAUAAAAUACCAGUUAUACACAUAUUCCAUACAUUUUUAUAACUUCAUUAUUAAUUGAUAAGGUUUUCAUAACUUUGAUUUUUUUUAUGUAGAAAAUUAAAAAGUAAAUAUGUGACACAGAUUUCUAAAACAGCCCUGAAUUAACCCAAACUAAUUUAUGGAUAUCUCGAAUAUAUGAGCAAGCAGUAUUCGAAUAUAUAUUUUGGUGGAGCAAUGUGACUUGUUAGAUUGCGAUGCGAAUUAUUAUAUUAUUAGGUAAUAGCAUUAAGUAAGGGCAGUGUUCUGGUUCAAUUCUAAAUUUAAAGCAUUAACUUUACACGCGUAAAUACUCCGUGACAGUCGAGUCAUAAAUAUGUACACGUUAUUUUAAUUAAGGCAUAUUAAAGAUUUCGACGUCGCAAAUAUAUGAAUAUGUAAAUAUUAUUGUUACUAUUACAUAGUUUUAAUAUUCGCAUACGAAGAAAUGGUGCCAUCUAAUCGGUGCAUCAAAAACAAUUAUAAAUUGUAAAAUAUUACACUAAUAUAAUAUUGUCAUAUUUAAAAAGUGGCAUGUCAAUUUGAUCAUUUUGAUCGCUAUCAUAAACAUCACUUACAGUCAUUUUUAUUGUACGUCAGAAGAAUAGUUUUCCAUUAUUUUCCUUUUCCAGGCCGCACCAAUCUACAAGGUUUUCCCAAAAAAUCCAAAUAUAUUCCAAUCAAUCCAGCUUUGCUGAUUAAUUUGAAGACAUGUCACAUUUCCGGAAAACCAAUCUAAUCUGAACCUUAAAUCGGAAUGCGAAAGUUGAAAUUCUAUUGGCUCGUAUGUGGUCGAUAAAUCGUACUAUGCCUGGAAAUGGGUUAAACUGAUAUGGAACUAUUAUAAAAUAAAUUUUAAAAUACAUUAUCGAAACGUUCAAAUCACACUUUAGUAAAUAGACUUAGCCAAAGAAGAGUAGCAUUAACAAUAGACAUAUUAAUAUUAAUUAUAUUUUAACUUUUCAUGAACACACUUUUUCAUCACUUCUUAAGGGGUAUCCAGACGGGACUGACGAAAUCAGUCGCUUUGUUCAGGAAAAUAAUUGGUCAAUCUCAUCUAGCGUCCACACGUACACAAAUUAAAUCACCAAUUUGAAUUCUACUAUGAAAAUUGGCAUUUUUGUAUCCGCACCUGCUGAUGUGAUCGGGGAAUCAAAUUGGUAUUUGCGUCCGCACGGCCCUGUUCGAUCGGAGAAUUUCAUCAGAUUGGCGAAAAAUAUUGUCUCGUCUGGAUACAAUUUUAACUUACUCAACACAUCGUCACAUGUAUGUGUUCGAGUUUUUUUUUCUGUUUAAAUAAUAUCAAAUAUAUUUAAUGUUUCAUAGUCGAAAAUAUGGUUAAGUAAAUAUUUAAAGAAGAGAUUGAUUUAUCUCCACUAUAAAGUAUAGCUAAGUCAUAGAUGUUAGCUAAAAAAAUCACCAUUUAAAUUUAUAGACAGGUCGUAAAAGGGCAUUCCAAAUUAAAGUUGCACCCCAAAUUUUAGUUUUUGGAAUAUUUAUAUUUUAUUGACUCUUUUGAAUCACGAGCUAUUUCGAUCCUAAUACACGAAAAAAACUGUCCCCAAAAUGACAUACAAUUUUUUUUGUCCGUUCCGUUACGGCCAUAGAUAUAUUGAAUACCGUAAUCGAACAGAGCA
This is a messenger RNA of Cydia fagiglandana, 3700 nucleotides long. RefSeq names its product zinc transporter ZIP13 homolog (gene Zip99C). Gene Ontology annotation, molecular function: zinc ion transmembrane transporter activity. NCBI's taxonomy places the organism in Eukaryota, Metazoa, Arthropoda, Insecta, Lepidoptera, Tortricidae. The record is from RefSeq and is a predicted model, not a curated record. The transcript has 8 exons. Bases 350 to 1519 code for a protein of 389 amino acids. Gene Ontology annotation, cellular component: membrane. Gene Ontology annotation, biological process: intracellular zinc ion homeostasis; zinc ion transmembrane transport.